Camelina sativa (false flax) is the source of this 1754-nucleotide messenger RNA. NCBI's taxonomy places the organism in Eukaryota, Viridiplantae, Streptophyta, Magnoliopsida, Brassicales, Brassicaceae. The record is from RefSeq and is a predicted model, not a curated record.
AUGUCAUUUGCUCACCUUUCGCCGUUUUAAUUUGUGUACAUCACACGCAGCAGACACAGUUUAGUUAUAUUUUUUAUUUUUCUCGAUCUCCGUCAAGCUCCUCCCGAUUCUCUGGUUUUGAGUUUUGGAGAAUGGUGUUCUUCCGCAGCGUAUCGGCCUUAUCUAGGCUAAGGUCUCGUGUCGGGCAACAAUCUUCGCUCAGCAAUUCCGUUAGAUGGCUUCAGAUGCAGAGCUCUACCGACCUGGACCUGAAGUCGCAGCUACAGGAGUUAAUUCCGGAACAGCAGGACCGUCUGAAGAAACUGAAGUCAGAGCAUGGGAAGGUCCAACUGGGAAACAUCACUGUUGAUAUGGUUAUUGGUGGGAUGAGAGGGAUGACUGGAUUGCUUUGGGAAACCUCAUUGCUUGAUGCGGAUGAGGGUAUACGCUUUAGGGGCUUGUCAAUUCCUGAGUGCCAAAAAGUAUUACCUGCUGCCCCUUCUGGAGCUGAACCAUUGCCAGAGGGUCUUUUAUGGCUUCUUUUAACUGGAAAGGUACCUAGCAAAGAGCAAGUUGAAGCACUGUCGAAAGACUUGGCAAGCCGUGCUGCUGUGCCAGAUUAUGUGUACAAUGCCAUCGAUGCCCUGCCUUCCACAGCCCAUCCAAUGACUCAAUUUGCUAGCGGUGUUAUGGCUCUUCAGGUGCAAAGUGAGUUCCAAAAGGCCUAUGAGAGUGGAAUUCACAAGUCAAAGUUCUGGGAGCCAACAUAUGAGGAUUGCCUCAACCUGAUUGCUCGUGUUCCGGUUGUAGCUGCAUAUGUUUAUAGGAGGAUGUACAAGAAUGGUGAUUCCAUCCCCUCUGAUAAAUCUUUGGAUUAUGGUGCAAAUUUUUCCCAUAUGUUGGGAUUUGAUGAUGAAAAGAUGAAAGAGCUCAUGAGGCUCUACAUCACUAUCCACAGUGAUCAUGAAGGAGGAAAUGUUAGUGCGCACACUGGUCACCUGGUCGGUAGUGCACUUUCAGAUCCAUAUCUGUCGUUUGCAGCUGCAUUAAAUGGUUUAGCUGGGCCACUCCAUGGUUUGGCUAAUCAGGAAGUUUUGCUUUGGAUCAAAUCAGUUGUCGAGGAAUGUGGAGAAAACAUAACGAAAGAGCAGUUGAAAGAAUAUGUUUGGAAGACAUUAAACAGUGGCAAGGUUGUUCCAGGAUAUGGACACGGUGUUCUGCGCAAAACUGAUCCAAGAUAUGUAUGCCAAAGAGAGUUUGCCUUGAAGCAUUUACCUGAUGACCCUCUCUUCCAGCUGGUGUCAAAGCUUUAAACCCGUGGCCAAAUGUCGAUGCUCACAGUGGGGUCUUGCUGAACCACUAUGGUCUAACCGAAGCAAGGUACUACACCGUGCUCUUUGGUGUCUCAAGGAGUCUUGGCAUCUGCUCACAGCUUAUAUGGGAUCGAGCUCUUGGACUUGCACUAGAGAGGCCCAAGAGUGUUACCAUGGACUGGCUUGAGGCCCACUGUAAGAAAGUUUCAUCUGCUUAAGCCACCACCUGAGUCCUGAGUCUCGCACACUCUCAUAUUUACGCAAAAGCCGUUAUGUUCCACACUGAAAAGUUUUUUUUAAUUGUUUACCUUCUAUCAACAGAAGAACCCAUUGUUGGUGUAGAAAAUUUGUUCGUUCGAGAUUUGAUUUAUUUACUUUGGCUUUGAGAGACAAUUGCUUGUUGCAAAUUUGAUGUUUCGGAAAAACUCGUGAUAAUAAUAAAAUAAAGAGUUGUAUUCAAUU